Messenger RNA from Arachis duranensis, 921 nucleotides. RefSeq lists its product as uncharacterized. The record is from RefSeq and is a predicted model, not a curated record. Bases 1 to 921 code for a protein of 306 amino acids. The transcript is spliced from 2 exons. NCBI's taxonomy places the organism in Eukaryota, Viridiplantae, Streptophyta, Magnoliopsida, Fabales, Fabaceae.
AUGGCCAGACAAGAUGCCACAAUGAGAAAUCUUAAAAGACAAGCGGGGCAAUUGCCCAGACAACUAGCUAAACGGCCAACUAAUGCUUUUCCAAGUGAUACAAUCCCUAACCCAAGGGAGGAAUGUAAAGAUGUGCAGUUGAGAAGUGGCAAGAUAGUUGGAGAAUACAUUAAGGACAUCAAUAAGGAGGCAAAAAAGCCAAGAGAAGAUGACAAAAUAGACUACAAGAAUGAUAAAGAGGCACAACCCUCUAAGAAAGGCAAGGAAGUCAUGAAGAAACUUGAAAUCAGCAUUCCACUGGCUGAAGCUCUGGAGCAGAUGCCAUUGUAUGCAAAAUUUCUUAAAGAGCUAAUUUCCAAGAAGAGAAGCUGGCAGGAGAAAGAAACUGUGGUCCUUACCCAAGAGUGUAGUGCAAUUAUUCAAAAGGGACUUCCACCAAAACUGAAAGAUCCAGGAAGCUUCCUUAUACCAUGCACUAUUGGAAAUAUGGCUAUUGAUAAAGCACUCUGUGACCUGGGAGCAAGUAUUAAUCUAAUGCCUCUUUUCAUGAUGAAAAAAUUAAUGAUAGAAGAGGUUAAGCCUAUAAGGAUGUCAUUACAACUUGCUGACAUAUCUCUCAAGAUACCAAAUGAAGUAGUGGAGAACCUAUUAGUGAAAGUUGGAAAAUUCAUUUUCCCAUCUGAUUUUGUGAUCCUGAACAUGGAUGAGGAAGGAAAUAACUCAAUUAUUCUUGGAAGACCUUUUCUGGCUACUGCUAGGGUAAUCAUUGAUGUUGAGAAGGGAAAAAUGGUUCUCAGGGUGCAUGAGGAACAAAUGGUUAUCAAUGUUUUCAAAGCAAUGCAAUAUCCUAUUGAGAAAGAAAAUUGCAUGAGGAUUGACAUGGUAGACACUCUGGUUGAAGAAGAACUUGAAGUAGAGUAA